AUGUCAAAACUGUGUGGUUUGAACGUAAUUCAGCUACGAGAAGAACUACAGAAACGAAGCCUUGUCACAAGUGGCAACAAAGAAGUACUAGCAGCACGUCUGAGAGAAGCUCUCAUUGACGAAGGUAAGAACCCAGACGAAUUCAAGUUUGAUGGUGCUGACGAAGACAAUGAAAUUAGCACAGGCACGUUUACAACCGCUAAAAUGAUGGAACUUCUGCUUAGUAUGUCAACUGAAAUGAAACAGAUCAAAGAACAGUCCGAACGACAGUCCGAGCGACAGACAGAAGAGUUAAAACAGAUCAAGGAACAGUCCGAACGACAGACAGAGGAUUUAAAACAGAUCAAAGAACAGUCCGAACAACAGUCCGAACGACGGACAGAGGAGUUAAAACAGAUCAAAGAACAGUCCGAACGACAGUCCGAACGACAGACAAAGAAGUUAAAACAGAUCAAAGAACAGUCCGAACGACAGUCCAAACGACAGACAGAAGAGUUAAAACAACAGAUCAAGGAACAGUCCGAACAAAAUACAGAGGAGUUAAAACAAAUCAAGGACCAGCUAAACACGUAA
Helobdella robusta is the source of this 573-nucleotide messenger RNA. RefSeq lists its product as hypothetical. The record is from RefSeq and is a predicted model, not a curated record. The transcript has a single exon. The coding region runs from base 1 to 573 and encodes 190 amino acids. NCBI's taxonomy places the organism in Eukaryota, Metazoa, Annelida, Clitellata, Rhynchobdellida, Glossiphoniidae.